CCGACGGCCCCACGUUUUUCCCAUAAUCAUCCAUCCAUUUUGACUGCUCCCCGUCGCGCGCCUGUUGAUACCCACUCCGUAAUACUUCGUGGAGCUACCGACGUCCGUCCUCCCAUACAAUCAGUACCUUACUCCGUGCCGUACCUAUCGAGCUUGCUUGUCUGCCCCACUCAGCAUCGUCACUUUCCAUCGCCAUUACAAAAAUCACCAGAUUACAAUCACAAAACCAUGGAGGUCGCAAAUGGCACCGGCGGCGCUGCUGCAGCCGCACCAGCUGGCGCAAACUCGACUGCACCUUCUGCGAAUGGCGGCGAUGCUGCUGCUGCUGCUUCUUCAAGCGAGUUCAAGCUCAAGUUCUGUACGGUGUGCGCGAGUAACCAAAAUAGAUCAAUGGUCUCCCACCUCCGCCUCGCCCAAGCAAACUACCCCGUAAUCUCCUUCGGCACAGGCUCCCUCGUCCGCCUCCCGGGUCCCUCAAUAACCCAACCAAACGUCUACCAAUUCAACAAGACCUCGUACGACUCAAUCUUCAAAGAGCUCGAAUCAAAAGACACGCGCCUCUACCGCGCAAACGGCGUCCUCAACAUGGUCGACCGCAACCGCCACGUCAAAUGGGGCCCCGAACGCUGGCAGGACUGGCAGGUCGGCAUGCCGCGCCUCACCCACGCCGAAGACCGCGGCAGCGUCGGCGUCGAGGGCGGCGUCGUCGAUAUCGUCAUCACCUGCGAGGAGCGCUGCUGGGACGCGGUGAUUGAUGACCUCAUGAACCGCGGGAGCCCCCUGAACAGGCCCGUUCACGUGAUUAAUGUCGAUAUCAAGGAUAACCACGAGGAGGCCAGCGUCGGUGGGCGCGCGAUUCUGGAUCUGGCCAACGCGUUGAAUGCCGCGGCGACCGAGGAGCGCGAGGCUGUGGGCGCCGCGGCGUUUGAUGGCGGGAGCGCGGCGGGCAGGGCGAGCUUUGAUGAGAGGGUGCCGGAUAUCUUGGCUGCGUGGCAGGAUCGGUGGCCUCACUUGCCUGCCGUGUGGACUCUUGCGUGGUUUUGAGAGAUAGAGAGAGAGAGAGAGCUGGAAAAGGGCGGAACCCUUUUCGGCCCUCCGCUUGGAGUCGUGCGGACUGAGAUACGUUCCGUAUUGAAGGAAUUUCCCGACACAACGAGUCAA
Molecule: messenger RNA, 1161 nt
Organism: Colletotrichum acutatum
Lineage: Eukaryota; Fungi; Ascomycota; Sordariomycetes; Glomerellales; Glomerellaceae
Product: RNA polymerase II subunit A domain phosphatase SSU72
Exons: 2
Coding region: 229-1044 (271 amino acids)
Biological process (GO): termination of RNA polymerase II transcription
Cellular component (GO): mRNA cleavage and polyadenylation specificity factor complex; nucleus
Molecular function (GO): RNA polymerase II CTD heptapeptide repeat phosphatase activity
Source: RefSeq, a predicted model, not a curated record